This is a messenger RNA of Daphnia magna, 1474 nucleotides long. RefSeq names its product lethal(2)neighbour of Tid protein (gene Alg3). The record is from RefSeq and is a predicted model, not a curated record. Lineage: Eukaryota; Metazoa; Arthropoda; Branchiopoda; Diplostraca; Daphniidae. Gene Ontology annotation, cellular component: endoplasmic reticulum. The transcript has 7 exons. Bases 46 to 1338 code for a protein of 430 amino acids. Gene Ontology annotation, molecular function: dol-P-Man:Man(5)GlcNAc(2)-PP-Dol alpha-1,3-mannosyltransferase activity.
UUUUUCGUCAGAUAUCGUGCAGUCGCGCACCAAAAAUUCAACAGUAUGGCGCCUCCCGGUAAACGUCACCGUGCGCAAAGCACGAAAAUUCAAGUCAUUAAAAGAAGGCUUGCAAAGUUUCAGGCAAAAUACCUAACAACUGAUUUUGCGAAAAGAUUAGUAUUCGAUCCAAGUUUGCUAUGGGUUUCCGCAAUCCUUCUACUCGUCGGAGAAUUGUUUGUGAAUGUGCUAGUCAUACAGCGAAUUCCAUAUACAGAGAUAGAUUGGAUAGCUUACAUGCAAGAAGUUGAAGGAGUUGUAAAUGGGACAUGGGACUAUUCCAAAUUGAAAGGAGACACUGGUCCUCUGGUCUAUCCAGCUGGAUUUGUUUAUCUUUUCACUAUCCUCUACUAUCUCACUAAUUAUGGGAAAAACAUAAGACUUGCUCAGUACAUUUUUUGUGGGAUCUACCUGAUAACUCUAGCUUUGGUCUUCAGGAUCUACUCUAAGUCACGCAAAAUCCCACCAUACAUGCUGAUUUUCAUCUGCUGCACUUCAUAUAGAGUUCAUUCAAUAUAUGUUCUAAGGCUCUUUAACGAUCCAGUGGCAAUUAUGUUCUUAUUUUGUUCAAUAAACUUAUUUAUGGAAGGUUAUUGGACAUUGGGCAGUGUAUUUUACAGUUUUGCAGUUUCUAUAAAAAUGAAUAUUCUGCUAUUUGCACCAGCAUUAUUGCUGGCGUACAUCGCUAGCCAAGGAAUUUACGGGACUCUUAAACAACUUACCAUUUGUGCUGGAUUGCAAAUUGUCUUAGGUGCCCCAUUUCUAUUAGCAAAUCCAUUGGCAUAUUUAAUAGGAUCUUUCAAUUUGGGCCGCGUCUUCCUGUUUGAAUGGACGGUCAAUUGGCGUUUUCUUCCGGAAGAAAUAUUCAUUCAUCCCGGUUUCCACAUUACCCUUUUGCUUCUUCACGUAGUGCUACUAGCGAUCUUCGCCAAACCUUGGUUUAGAUACAUGAAAAGUUUCGCUAAGUUGCAACCAACUGGAGUUGGAAUAGUUUCACAACUUUUUUUGCUACCUCUUUUCACUGCCAACUUGAUUGGAGUGGCUUUCAGCCGUUCCUUACAUUACCAAUUUUAUGUUUGGUAUUUCCAUACUCUGCCGUAUCUUCUCUGGUCCACCCCAUACUCCAUAUGGCUGAGGUUAUGUAUCUUAGGCUUCAUUGAAAUGUGUUGGAAUACUUUUCCCUCGACAUAUGCAAGCAGUGCCAUAUUGCACGUAUGUCACUUUUUAAUUAUUUGUGGCAUUUUCUGGAGGCGCCAUCCAACCAAAGACCUGAAAAUCGACAUUAAAAAGGACAAGUGAUAACUUUUAAUACAUUAAUUAUUCACCUUUGCGUUUCACCCUUUCCAGUUUGAAGUGUGCUCUUGUGCGUGCGAGAAAGUAAACACUCUGGUAUCUGACUUAGUGUGAUGAUAAAUACAAUUUUCGCUGCCAAAAA